Molecule: messenger RNA, 3417 nt
Organism: Fulvia fulva
Lineage: Eukaryota; Fungi; Ascomycota; Dothideomycetes; Mycosphaerellales; Mycosphaerellaceae
Exons: 4
Coding region: 1-3417 (1138 amino acids)
Biological process (GO): regulation of DNA-templated transcription
Molecular function (GO): zinc ion binding; DNA-binding transcription factor activity, RNA polymerase II-specific
Source: RefSeq, a predicted model, not a curated record
AUGGACUCCAGGAGACCGCCCUACCAAGGCCAUCCUCCCCAAGCACCACCACCACCACCCCCUCCUCCUCCACCACACCACGAUCCACGCCAGCAGCAGCAGCAGCACCAACCCGCGAACCACCACUACGCGCCGCAGCCUCCUCCUCCCCCACCGCCCUCCUACCAUCCUCAGCACCAUAGCGGUCCGCCGCCGCCACACACUCAAGCUCAAGGCCCUCCACAUCAACAGCAGCAGCACCAUCCUGCGCCAUACCAGCCAGGACCGCCUGCGCCAGAGCGGCUGCCACCGAUACAGGCCGCCUACGCGCAGCAACCGACCUCCGCCUCGUCUACAGACCAGCCCACGCUGCCCUCCUUCCGACAGCCCUCAGCGCCGCCACAGCACGAUCCGCGUGACGGCGCCCCACCAGAACAUUAUCAUCCCUACAACCACAACCGCUCCGGCCAUGCCACUCCGGCGCCGGUGAACAGAUCAUACUCGCACGACUCUGGGCACCAGCGCUCGCCCGCAACACCGGCAGGCCCUGGGCCGGGCUCGUUUCCUCCCAGUCAAGCACAGGACGGCGCACAGCAGCCGCCUGGACAACCACCUCACCAUAUGGAGCAUGGUCAUCAUGGGUAUCCGCCCACGAACGGCCACCUACCGCAUGGCCUACCGCCACCAGGUCCACAGCACCACCCCGAGUCGCAUCCCCAGCAGCAGAUGACGCCCAUGAUGGACAACCACUACCAGGCUUACGGUCCACCGCCGCCCAACCAGCAGCCUAUGGGGUACGCUCAAUACAACUCUGGUCCUGUCAGCACCAUGUAUGGACAGAAACGGAAGCAGAUGCGGGCUACUCAGGCAUGCGAACAAUGCAGACAGCGCAAGCAAAAGUGCGACGAAGGCUCGCCAUGUUCGUUCUGCAAAGAGAACAAUCUUUCCUGUCAAUAUCGUGACACCCCUCCUGCGAAGACUGAUAAGAACAUGGAGAAGCUGCUCAGCUACAUGGAAGCUCACUCUGCUGGACUGCAGGAACUGACGAACAAAAUCGACAGUUUCGAGGUGCGGUUACGCCACGUUGAGCAGAACGCACAACGCGAUGGCCACACUCAACGCGAUAAUCACACUCAACGCGAUAGUCACACUCUACGCGAUAGUCAUACCGUGGCGGGUGCAGGAAUCGACGAAGGUCGAGUGCAGGACGAGCCACUUCCAGUCAAACGCAAGCCAGAAUUGGACGAUCACAGGACUGCACCGCAUAAGUUGCUACUGCUGUGGCCAAGCGUUCGUCCGCUCUUGGCAGCGGCUCAUGUUGAGCAUAACGAUGGAUAUGUCAUGGAAGCCGAAGACAGAGGGGUCUUGCGCCUGUGGACGCGGGGCGAAGGCAUCGAUGAAAAUGAUGGCACCCAGCCGGGUGGCCCAGCCAGUCCUGCGAGAAGUGAGGACAGUGGCGAAGGUGCUAACGCUCCUACACCGCACGCUGAGGGUCUAUGGGGAUCUGGGUUUCCAUCGACACCGGGCAGCGACGUUCGAAGAUCAGAUCCGUAUGGUGCUGGUGGUUUGAAGCCCAAUGGUGAAAUCGACCUCGACGCGAACGUGGUCAACAGGCUCUACGACAGCUAUAUGAAAAGCCUUCACAUCAUGCAUCCAUUCCUGGACAAAAGGAGACUGCGGAGAAUGUUCGACGUCUUCAUCAAACGUUACAGUACCGGCCGACCACGUGCUACCUUUGCCGUGGGUAUGCAGCAUGACUCUGACCACAGACCGAUGAAAAGACAGCGUUCGAAUGGGUCGACCGCCAAUCCAGGCACCGGUUCUGAUCACGACAUGCGCAGAGAGCAGACAGAACGAUCGCCUGGGAACGCGAUCAUCUACCUUGUUCUUGCGCUUGGUAAGAUUUGCGAAUGGCGCGAUCCUUUGCCAUCGAUCGUGCCUGACAGCAAGUUGCAAGCCAACACGGUCGUCUCGCAUCAGAUCUCCGGCAUGCGUGGCUUUGCAGCAAGUUCUCCGAUUUCUGCUAAUAUUAAGCCUUCGCCGAUGUCACCAAAGUCGACACCAACGACUCAGCCUACGCCCCCAUCCGAAGCGAAUUUGCGACUUAACGACUCCAGAAGUCGACGAUCUUCUGUUGAAGGAUCGCCAAUGGCCCCGGCUGGACCACGCAAUUUAGACGUGAUACCAGGCGUUGCGUACUAUGCUAAAGCUGCGGAGAUCCUCGGCGACCAGGGUGACGGCAAUGACCUUGUACAUGCGCAGAUGUUCUUGCUCGCUGGACUGUACAAGGGUCAACUGGCUCGCGUGAAGGAAAGUAUGAGCUGGUUCUCCAUGGCAGGUCGUGCCAUCAUGAUCUUACUCGAUCGGUACAAGCUGUACAACGACAAUUACUGGGAGGCUUAUGGUGACGUACGACGCCAGCAUGAGCGGGCACAGAACAAGAUCAAGGACACUCGACAGAGCUUGAUCGUGCUAGCUUCCUGGUCCUGCCUGCAAUUGGAGAGUGACAUCCUCGCUGAAUUGAGAUUGCCAUCAAGUAACAUACAGACUAUCGAGAACCUGCUUCUUAUGCCGCAUAAGGUCGAUGAGGUCGACGACUCAUACAGCGGACUCGACACGGACGCGAAGCCUGAGGAUUACGACACCAUACUCUUGUUCUACACUUCACAACUUUUCUUGCGGCGAAAGCUGAACCAAGUUCAUCAGGAGAUGUAUGGACCAGGAUGCCUUGGGAUGCCGAUUUCUGCAGUACAGACCAUGCUACAGGAGCACGAGAGUCUUCUCAGUAAAUGGCGGGAUGGUCUUCCAGACAAGCUUCAAUGGGACGACUCUGAUGCUCCUCCGUCUGACAUCCUGGCGGCACGUCUGCGUGCAAAGUAUUGGGGUGCAAGGUACAUCAUUAAUCGUCCCUUCCUGGACUAUGCUCUCCACAUCAUGGCACUCGUUCGAGAUGGUACGCCGGUGGAAAAGGCUGCACGCGAUGGUCACGGAAACCCACGAGACAAAGCCGAAAUUCACCUCUUCAAAGCUAUACAAAAGCUUGGAGACGAGCAAGUCUGGACGGCAGCGAAACGCUGCAUUCAUGCUGCGAUGCAAAGUACCGUGGCAUUUGACGGUGUGGAUGGUCGGCUCGUUGUGACUAACAUUCACGGCACCGCUCACGCGCAAUUCGGCAACAUGUUGGUGCUCUCAGCAGCAUAUGAAAGCCCCUUGCUAGGUACAUGGGUUCCACAAGAGCGGUUCCAGCAGCUCAUGCAGCGCACAAUCACCUUCCUGCGACGGCUCGCGCCCAUCUCCCCCACUUCGGCAGCAGAUUGUGGGAUAUUGGAGAAGUUCAACAAGAUACUGUUUCCCACCGCUAGCGAAGAGCCCCAUGUCUACAAGAAUGAAGGGGUCGAGGCAAUGAGUGCCACAGCUUCGUUCGGUACAGGCACCUGA